GACACUUGCCGUUCAUGAAAACUUCUGUGGUCCCAAGCCUAGAUACCUGAGAGGCUUUCGAAGUCGAGAAGGUGGUAGUCAUGUGAUCCAGGAGGGGCGACGCUAGAGUGUAUUAUCCUCGCCAGCCUCGCGCAACAAUAAAGUUUCUUCCUCAUAAUAACAAAUAAUAUCACUUACGGAACUGACCUUUCGAGGCAAGCUUCGCGUUUACAAUAGAAGAUCGCAAACCUUCCAAUCAUACUUUAGAUUUCGGGAGUGAAGCAGAAGAUUCUUCGAGGGCCUUGGCGCCACGAGAUGAUACUGCGGAGCAACAGCACAGAAUCUCCACGGCGGAGAUGCAGUUAGUUGUGGCUCAAGGCAACAGUGGAGAGAUGCCUGACAGGGAAGAAGAAGAUGACGGGACCGACGGUGCUCUUGUGCUCUAUCGCGGAGACAUUGCCCUUGGUGACAGAUCCGGCAACGAAGAGAGAGGGGUUGUUCCUGCCGUCCUUGGUGAUGUGAGCAGCAGUAUGCAACCGCCAGAUUCGAACGAGCCUGGCGUGUGGUCUGAUUACGAAGACGUGGAGUCCGUUGUAGAUGGCACAAGGUCUGGUAACUGCACACCGCGUGCGGGCACACCUGCGCCUGGCCGCAGUGCUAUCGAUUCGCAUCUGUCAACUUUGUUGCAGCAGGAAACCUUGUCUGAUCGAGAUCGCUUUGUCUUACAGUCCAAUGUCUCCCACAGAGGGGGACGUGGUAGAGGCUUCCACAGUGCUCCUCAAGGACUUGGUCGAACUGAGGAUCCACAAGGCCAUACAGACUUUGGGCUAGGUGACACUGGCAACUUUUUUCCUCUGGCAGGAUCAGCAAAUGCUACACCCAUUGGUGGUGCAGGAUCCCAAGAAGAUUCGGACGUUUGUGGCUACUUUCCGCAUGGCCCUGUACUCCCCAACCCAUCUCGGCAUGAGGAGAAGGUUCAUGGCCACUUUCCGCAUGGCCCUGUACUCCCCAACCCAGGUCAGAAUAAGAAGGCUUCUGGUCAUCUUCCGCAGGGUCAGCAACUCGACCAACCACAAUUUGAGACUGCUCGAAAACCUCAAUAUGAUAUAGGGGAAACGGUGGACUACAUCGUGCGACAACGAAACGCUGCCCUGGAGGCCGACAAACAGAAGGCCGCAAAUAACAUCGAAGCCGCCAGCUUGAAGUUGAUGUUGGAUACAAGCAUGACACCCGAUGCUCGUAACGCAUUCCUUGCUUUCAUGGGGAAAGGUGGCUCGAGCGAGCGUUCAGAUUUCCGCAGGGAAAGAUCUCCUCUUGGUUCUAGAGAUUCUCGCCAACAGGUCGAACCUUCACAACGUCGCAGUGCAUCUCCACCUUUGGAGCCCCAGCGAUCAUCAGGAAAUAGAGGCGGAGUAUUCCUUUCAGAAUUUCCAGGUAGAGGCCGUGGGAAUAGGAGUGCUGGCAACCCGAACUCGGGAGCUGGUAACCAUCGAAUACUUCCCGAAUUUCCAGGUAGAGGCGGACGUGGGGAUAGGAGUGCUGGCAAUCCGAACUCGGGAGCUGGUAACAAUGCUAAUGCAGGACCUGCGAAUGGCGCAGGAUCUGCAACCGGAGGUGGUGGAGCUAGCAAUCCACAUCCUCCAACUGAUCGUCAUUGAAAGGCUGUGUACACUCUUGGGCGUGGAGUUUAACUACGUCCUCCCCUUGACUUUGACGUCAGGGGAGCCUAUCGAUAUUCUGACACCUUCGCGCUGGUGAUAGGCGUAAGUAGUUUGCUAGAUACAAGCGAAACUAAGUCAGAAAUAUACACGAGUCAGGAGGACGGAUAUACUUGAAGAUAUGGCA
This is a messenger RNA of Hyaloscypha bicolor E, 1824 nucleotides long. RefSeq lists its product as uncharacterized. The transcript has a single exon. The record is from RefSeq and is a predicted model, not a curated record. Lineage: Eukaryota; Fungi; Ascomycota; Leotiomycetes; Helotiales; Hyaloscyphaceae. Bases 336 to 1637 code for a protein of 433 amino acids.